CCCAAUACUGCGCGACCGUGUCGGGCCACACUAUCACCCAGAAAAUCUGCCCAGCAAAAAGGGAAGCGCCGCAAGAUAGGCCUCAUGAAGAAAGCAUAUGAGUAUAGUGAGCUGUGCAAUGCUGAUAUCUGUGUUGGAAUACGACUCAGGGAAUUCAGUCAUAUUUUCACGUUUCUAUCCGACCCAACCAGGUUCUGGUCUACACUAGACUCACUGCUUGCAACAUACUACCCACUGCCGGUUCGCCAAACUGGUGAAAAUUUCAAAUCA
Molecule: messenger RNA, 270 nt
Organism: Aspergillus novofumigatus IBT 16806
Lineage: Eukaryota; Fungi; Ascomycota; Eurotiomycetes; Eurotiales; Aspergillaceae
Exons: 2
Molecular function (GO): protein dimerization activity; DNA binding
Source: RefSeq, a predicted model, not a curated record